AUGCUGUUACAUAAUUUGUCUCAACCGAAAUUAUGCAAUAGUACAAGAUUAAUUGUGCACGAACUCAUGAAGAACUGCAUUGAGGCCAAUAUUCUCACUGGUUGUGGUAAAGGCGAGACCGUCUACACUCCUCGCAUACCAGUUAUACCAUCUAAUGUCCCAUUCCAAUUCAAGCGGUUAUUAUUGUUUCCUAUCGAAGCUUCUUUUGCCAUGAGCAUUAAUAAAAGCCAGGGACAAACGCUAAAAGUUGCUGGAUUGCAUCUUGAACAACCAAGCUUUUCCCAUAACCAACUUUAUGUAGGAGCAUCUCAUGUGGGAGCUAAAACAAAGCUCUUUUAA
Octopus bimaculoides (California two-spot octopus) is the source of this 339-nucleotide messenger RNA. RefSeq lists its product as uncharacterized. Lineage: Eukaryota; Metazoa; Mollusca; Cephalopoda; Octopoda; Octopodidae. The record is from RefSeq and is a predicted model, not a curated record.